AUUUCCGUUUGUUAAUAUCAUUGUCAUGAUAUUAUGUCAAAUACCGAUUGCAGUUGACAAAUUUCACCAAAGGAUAAACAAUGUGUGAUAUGGAACUAUAACGGUGGUGUGUACAGUACGGGAUCAAUGUUGACAUUGUGUUACGCUGAUAGUGUUGGUGUGAUAUAAUCAAGCAUCAUCUAUAAUCAAGCAUCAUCGAUAUAAUCAAGCAUUAUCGAUACUGACUGGUUUCAUAGUGAGUGUUGUGUGGAGAGUUACGACAUUAAUGUGUGAUGAGGAAACAACACAGCACCAAGUCCUCAUGGUCAACUGUUUCAUGAGGUACUGUUAACAACCGACAUUGCCUGAAGUAGACAACAGAGACAAAGCUGUCAUGGCGAUUAGACAGAGGAAUCGAAGAAAAGGUACAAUGAAUGUACAGCAGGAAACAGCACCUCUAAUUGCUUCCAAUCCUAAAAGGAGCGCUGAAUACCCAAGCAAAGAUUCCAAAUGUGGAUUUGCCAAGGUCUGUCUUAUUUUCAUCUUGGCGUUGCUGCUCUGUGCCUCAGUCGGAGUUGGCCUCAUCAUCACGUACACCUGGUUCGAACAUCACGUCAACCAUGUAUGCCAUGACCAGUGCAGAUUCCAGCUGGUCGAGAGCAUUCCGGAGAACCUGACAUAUGCAGCCAAUGAGACGAUCCAUAUGCCCACAGACGAGGCGCUGAUGAAGCUGAUCCUUAGCGCUAAUGAGACCAUUGAAAUAGCAGCUUACUAUUGGACACUCCGAACUAACGACUUGCCGGAUCAUGACAACAGCAGCAGAGUGGGUCAGUUAUUGUUUAAUACACUGAUGAAAAUUGGAAAGGAAAAAAAGGUGAAGAUAAGGAUUGUACAGAAUAUUCCCGAUUAUUCCCACCCUCAGCAUGAUUCUGAGUAUCUCAAGAAGUAUGCACAUGCUGAGGUGCGCAACCUCAACGUGGCCCGUCUGGUGUCGGCAGGAAUCCUUCACACAAAGAUGUGGCUGAUUGACAGGAAGAGUUAUUACGUGGGCAGCGCCAACUGUGACUGGAGGUCACUCACACAGGUGAAAGAGAUGGGUGUUCUGGUAGAGAACUGCAGCUGUCUGGCGACGGACAUCGGGAAGAUAUUUGAUGCCUACUGGUACCUUGCACAGGACGAUGUGACGAUACCCGGUACCUGGCCCAAGUCUUACAACACUGUCAUCAAUGACGGAACGCCAGAAGUGGUCUCCUACAAUGGUGGCAAUGAUACCAAAGCACUUGUGUAUAUGUCUAGUUCACCACCACAGUUCUGUCCCGCUGGCCGCACUGGGGACAUCGAUGCCAUUCUAGCAGUCAUCAGAGCAGCAAAACGAUUUGUGUAUGUUGCUGUCAUGGAUUAUCUCCCCAUGAUUGCAUACAGUGAACCGAGAAAAUUUUGGCCGAUAAUUGAUGAUGCGCUCCGUUAUGCAGCCAUUAACCGUAAUGUGACAGUCCGGAUGCUGGGGAGUAAGUGGCCCCACACUGAUGAGGACAUGCCCACCUUCCUCAGGUCUCUGCUGACUGUCAGCGACGUGUGUUGCCCAGACAUCAAGCUGGAAGUGAAAAUGUUUGAGGUCCCAGCGUUUACACCCGCCCAGGCUGAGAUACCGUUUGCUCGAGUCAACCACAACAAAUACAUGGUGACAGACCAGCAUGCCUAUAUAGGUACAUCCAACUGGUAUGGUGACUACUUCAAGUAUACAGCUGGUAUAGGUUUUGUCCUAGCUCCUAGCAACACCAGCAGCAAUGACUACAUCCGCCAGCAACUUGAAGACGUCUUCCUCCGAGACUGGAACUCCCAGUACUCUCAACCAUUGGAGGGUGUUGCCCCGAAGAACUGCUCUGACCCUCGAUGCUGAUGGACACAGGCGGACAUUGUAACUGAAUCUCAUAGAUCUUCACACAAGUGCUACUUCUUCAUUUAGACUGAUGAAAAUGAAAAAGAACAAAUAGAAGCAUACAUGACAUCCUGCAAAACCUGAGAUUGUCUGACAAUUUAGGGACACAUGAUACUAAUAUUUCAUUUCUCUAACUUCUUUCACAAAAUAUUAAGUCUUUAAUAGAAUGGCAAGUCUACAUUCAAUUUUUGUUCAGGUUUUGAAAAUAAGCUCUUAUUGGGAUCGUUUGUAUGAUAUAUUUAAUGACAACUUAACAACAACAUUAUAGAGAUGAAAUGUUUCCUGUGGUUGGAGACCUUCCUUUGUAGUAUGCUUCCUUGUUUCUUUCAGGAUUCUACUGGUGCCAUAAAGUUAUAUCUCUAAACCUAUAUGAAGACAAAGGGUUAUGUGUUAAGGUAGUUAUAUAAAAUAGUCUGACAACUUAUUGUAGAAUCACAAGGUUGCCCUAAU
This is a messenger RNA of Haliotis rubra (blacklip abalone), 2368 nucleotides long. RefSeq names its product 5'-3' exonuclease PLD3-like. The coding region runs from base 374 to 1879 and encodes 501 amino acids. The transcript is spliced from 10 exons. Lineage: Eukaryota; Metazoa; Mollusca; Gastropoda; Lepetellida; Haliotidae. The record is from RefSeq and is a predicted model, not a curated record. Gene Ontology annotation, molecular function: catalytic activity.